Messenger RNA from Hyposmocoma kahamanoa, 1470 nucleotides. RefSeq lists its product as uncharacterized. The transcript is spliced from 8 exons. NCBI's taxonomy places the organism in Eukaryota, Metazoa, Arthropoda, Insecta, Lepidoptera, Cosmopterigidae. Bases 308 to 1258 code for a protein of 316 amino acids. Gene Ontology annotation, cellular component: nucleus. The record is from RefSeq and is a predicted model, not a curated record.
AUUUAAUAACACUCAAAAGAGUAUUACAAACUUACAUUUCUCAAACGAUAAAAUUGACGUUCACGGCAGUUUUUUCUUGAAAACGAUAGUAGAUGGCAGUAUUUUCAAAGUUUUACUUCAUUUGUUCCAAGAUACAUGACCACAAUAGAUGGCAUGACCACAAUUUUUUUCCAGGCACGUACUAAUAGGAGAAAUGUUCUUUCUUCGCUGGCACCGGCGAUUAUCAAAAUAAUUUGCACGUAUAUUAUUCUUAUAAAACUGACACCGGCAGAAGUGUAGUGGCCGCCAUAAAGGAAACAAUACCAUUAUGGACGCGAAUUAUCGUAAAGCGAUCACUUUGAGUCAGCAUCAACUUCUGUUAGACUUCGCAGAGUCCAACAGAGAUUUUGCGUUAGGCAGAUUCCGCUCCAAAGAGGCCCGCGUACUGUCUGCACGCCUUUGGCGGGAGUGUGCACAAAUUUUAAAUGCAGAGGGCCCUGCGCGAAAACCCAAAGAAUGGGCGAAAGUGUGGAACGAUCUGAAGAGCCGGGUGAGGGCUAAAUUGGCAGCUGCUAAAGUGUCGCAAUGUACCACAGGAGGUGGCCCUCCCAGUAAUAUUUGUUUUACGUCUAUAGAAGAAAGAGUGGCAAAUUUUAUUGGAAGGAAUGUGGGGCCUAUUGUAAAGGAGUCCCAGGAUCAAUUUUCUGAUGCAUCCAUUAUGGACGCGAAUUGUCGUAGAGCGACCACUUUGAGCCAGCAGCAACUUCUGUUAGACUUCGCAGAGUCCAACAGAGAUUUGGCGUUAGGCAGAUUACGCUCCAAAGAGGCCCGCGUACUGUCUGCACGCCUUUGGCGGGAGUGUGCACAAAUUUUAAAUGCAGAGGGCCCUGCGCGAAAACCCAAAGAAUGGGCGAAAAUGUGGAACGAUCUGAAGAGCCGGGUGAGGACUAAAUUGGCAGCCGCUAACGUGUCGCAAUGUACCACAGGAGGUGGCCCUCCCAGUAAUAUUUGUUUUACGUCUAUAGAAGAAAGAGUGGCAAAUAUUAUUGGAAGGAAUGUGGGGCCUAUUGUAAAGGAAUCCCAGGAUCAAUUUUCUGAUGCAUCCAGCCGAGGAGCUCUAGAGCCAAGCCGAUCUGAAAUAUUGCGUAUUGAGGAGCUGCGUGCCCGUACAGACUGUUUGCUGGCGGAGGCAUCGCUGCGGCAAGCGGAAACGGCAAGGGCGCAGUCUAAGGCAAUAAAAAUUUUUUUGGAAAGUUUUUCUACAGUACCUCAAGAAUGAAAGUUUGAAGGACCUAAGAGGAAAAAAGACAAUUUAAAAAUAUUAUGCAAUUUAUUACUGAAUACUUCUUUGGCGUCAAAGUAAGCGCACAAGCCAUUGACUUACAAAUAAAUGGACGACGGGUCUAAUACAAAAACCACGAAAAAAAUGUCCCAAGUCAACCUAUUCGAAAUUUAAAUUGUAAUGUCAUCGCAGUAUCGCGCUGUCAGUAG